This is a messenger RNA of Loa loa (African eye worm), 336 nucleotides long. RefSeq lists its product as hypothetical. The transcript has a single exon. The record is from RefSeq and is a predicted model, not a curated record. Lineage: Eukaryota; Metazoa; Nematoda; Chromadorea; Rhabditida; Onchocercidae. The coding region runs from base 1 to 336 and encodes 111 amino acids.
AUGAAUGAAUGGAUAAACGAAUUAGUUCUAUGCGGUAAAUGUAAGCAAAAAAUUUCAUUGAGCUUUACGAAACUAAUCAAAAUUGACAUACAAAGUGGCAUUAGUGAUAGCGGGACGAGUAAGAAGAGGAAAGAGAUGGCGGCAAAUGGUGUCCAUAAGUCGGAUGAUUGCCUUGAAGAAAAAGGCGAAGAAGAAGAAGAAAGAGGUCGGGAGGUUCGAUCGUCAUCGUCAUCGUCGUCGGAGCUCGGCAAUACUUAUAGCUUAUCGCUGAAUAACAAAAUUCUGUGCCAUAUAUUUGGAACAGUUGCGGGAUCGCAUAGCCUUUUUACUGAGUAA